ACUUGAACUCCCAUCUAACGGUAUUUUCUCUUUGUGUUGAGGUAAAGAUAUUCUUUAUGUAUCUUGCACUGUUUUCUGUUGUCUUUCUGAGCAUGUUUUGCAUUUCCAUACGAGUCCCGCCUCUGUGUUUAUAGCGCGCUCCCGGGCAGCCGAGCGCACAAAGUGAAGCAGACUUCGCUGAGGACUCCACCUGUUUCAAAAUGAACUACUGUGGCCACGAACACCCUCCCUGAAAAAGGAUGACAUCUAAAUGUCAGUCUUCAGAUGUCCUGCAACAAAACCUGACUGCUGGAACCAUGAUGUGGGACUCGAACCUCUCCAAAUCUUCACAGGACAGCGCGGGCAAGAGCGCCAGCUGUGGCACCGUGUCCGUGUUUUUUCCCAUCACUAUGAUGAUCACCGGAAUGGUCGGAAACACUCUCGCGAUGCUGCUAGUUUAUAGCGCAUACAGAAAAAAGGAAAAUAAAAGGAAGAAAUCGUUUCUCCUUUGCAUCGGCUCGUUGGCGUUAACUGAUCUUUUUGGCCAACUGCUCACAAGUCCGAUUGUCAUUUCGGUGUACAGAGCAGAUCUGAAAUGGAAACGCGUGGACCCUUCAGGGACUCUGUGCGCUUUCUUUGGGGUGUGCAUGACUACUUUUGGCUUGUGUCCUCUCUUUUUAGCCAGUGCCAUGGCCAUUGAGAGGGCUUUGGCCAUCACUGCUCCUCACUGGUACUCACACUACAUGAAAACCAACGUGACCAAGCAGGUUCUGGUCAUCAUCUGGUGCCUGGUUUUGCUAUUUGCUUUAUUGCCCAUUGCUGGGGUUGGAAAGUACACACUGCAGUGGCCAGGAACUUGGUGCUUCAUAAGUACAGGUGACAAGAACGUAACGGGAAAUACGUUUUUUGCCACGACAUUUGCAGCAUUGGGGAUAUUUUCCUUGCUGGUCACGUUGUCGUGUAAUGUUGUGACCAUCCGUGCUUUGGUUACACGUUGCAAAACGAAGGCAACCUCAACCCAGUCAUCCAGGCAAUGGGAGAGGUUAACAACAGAGACUGUUAUUCAGUUGAUGGGCAUUAUGUGUGUGCUGUUGACAUGCUGGUCACCUCUACUGAUCCUUAUGUUGAAGAUGAUCUCUACCCACACAUCGUCGCAUCAGUGCAGUUCUGCUGCUGUAUCUCUCUCACCCCAGGACUUACAGAUGGACUGUAACUUCUUUCUCACAGCCAUACGUCUGGCCUCACUUAAUCAGAUUCUAGAUCCAUGGGUUUACCUGCUUCUAAGAGAGAUACUCCUGAGGAAGUUCUGCCAGGUGGCCAGCGCAGUAUCCAAGUGCUCACUGAACGCACGGAAAGAAACACCGUGUCCUCUAGACGCCCUAGAUAAAAAGGCCAUUCACGAUGAUAAUGUUCACAAACAGUCCCUAACCAUGGAGAACAGUAACUUGAAUGGGGGAAAUGGGGAACAGUGACUUGAUAGUGGUAUAAAAACUUGAGAAUUUUUCCAAUGACCCACUGUUAGAAUAAUAAUGAACUGUCCAUUUUCCAGAUCUAUUUGUGGAUUAUUGUAUUGACAUAGGGCGAUGUCAGCAUGCUAUCACGCAAACGCAUCAUUCAUGUCGCUGUCACAGUCAACACAUUGAAAGAGUUUUUAUUCAUGGUUAAUCAGCAACCUUUGAAAUUUAACAAAAUGGCAAGACCUUGAAAUAAUUACAUUAGCAGGGUUCCUCACUGUCACGGAAUCACUUGAAAGUAUUGUGCAUGUUACGAAUGGUUUUGUGGGAAUCCUGCAUAUACAACAGCAAUAUUAGCAAAAGCAAAAUCAUAAACUGAUGUUUUCCAGCUCCUGUGGAGACUGAUUAUUUUAAACUAUAUAGCAAAAUCCUUUUAUUCACCUGCCAACUGCAAGAAGAAAUUGAAGGAAUAUUUCUUAGACUAACUUAUGGUCUGUUAUUUAACAUUUCAGAGCUGUUUAUAAUUCAGUAAAGCACUGAAUGGUCUCAAAUACUUUUCUCUAAACUCAUCCUCACGGCUCAAUUUAAAACCUUUUCAUAAACACUAAACUUCUCUAGACUAAUUGUGUGCAUUUCUCAAUGCCUAGUCUGCAGAGCCCAUUUUGAUGCUGAUAACUGUAACUGUGGGCACAUUUAAUUGAAUUCCAUUCUUGAAUUCUUCAGUUAGAUUCCUGAGUAAAUGUAAAAGUGCAAACUAAUUCAGUAGUUUGGUGAGAUACUUUCUGACCUUGGAACCAUCCACUCAGAGCGUUCAUUUUAAUAGCCAAAUUUUGACACACCAAGUGCCUCAAGGUGUUGUAUUUUUUUAUGUGCAACAUUUAUGAUAAUAUCAAUUGCCAUCAUAAACCAAAAUACCUUUUUUUUUAUUCUGAUAAAAGGCAAUUUCAACAGAUGAUGUUUCGUCAUUCAUGGAAAUUGCUUUUUUAUACCAGCUGUUGUCAGAAGGCCUUUAAAGCUUUGUUCUGUUUUUAUCUUGCAUCCUUAUAUUAGUGGUAAAUUAUGUCAAUUUUGAGGUAGUUUGACUUGAGAAAUAUUUAAUGAGUUGUAUGACUGGUGCAAGCUGUUUGUUGAAUUUCAAUUGAACAUACAUAAAUUAUUGGCUAGGAUGAAUGAAAUAGUUCUGCUAAUUGGGCCCUUGAGUUGUACAUCUGUAAUUAUGCAUCUACCGUGUGUGACUGAACAUCAUCUUAGCAUAUUAUAUGUUUCCACUGUGCAGUUAUUGAUGUAGAAAGGACCCAUGGACCAUCAAUUAUGCGAAACAGCAGGUCAUAUUCAUGGCACUCUGCAAAUACAUUUGUAAUGCAAUAUACCAUAUUAAAAGGAAAAGGCAAAUUCUAUUUAAAUAUUAAUUACGGUCAGUCAUUUGUUAAAGGAAAAUACUUUCAAAAUAGUGUUCUAUAAAGCACUGUCUUUAUGUUCCAAACCUGCUUCAAUCCACAUGACGCUGGAAAUGUUUGGGCCAAUGAUUUUACACCCUGUAGAUUAAAAGAAAAUGAGCUAGGAAGAUGCAAAAGCAUUGUCUGAGAAAAAAGGGAGAGGCAAUGUAAUGCAUUUUCCUAGAGGUCAGAGCUCUGUUAAAUCAGUCGACGUGACAAGGUGCCAUUACCAGUAAAUAUAUUUGGAAGAUUGCAUAAAGAAUUGAGAAAUUGCUAGUUUUCUGUUUCCACCAAAAAGAGGGUUUGCAAAUCCAAAACAUAUCCUCAGAGAAUACUGUGAAAAUGAAUUAUUUUGACAUGGGACUUCAUUUAUAGUGAAAUGCUACUCAGGCUGCACCAUCAGAUGUAGUCAUGCUGAGCUUGCCAUUGUCUGCUUGGGUAGCUGCUGAAUAGGGCAAUAGAAAAAAGAAUGAUUGCAUAAUAUUUCAUUGUCAAAUUAAAAGUUCCAGUGUAUCCAUGACUACAAAAGCAGGUCUCCUGUCAGCUCACAUGCAUUGAGCUGAUAAUAAACAAAUGACUUAUGG
Carassius auratus (goldfish) is the source of this 3453-nucleotide messenger RNA. RefSeq names its product prostaglandin E2 receptor EP3 subtype-like. The transcript is spliced from 2 exons. Lineage: Eukaryota; Metazoa; Chordata; Actinopteri; Cypriniformes; Cyprinidae. Gene Ontology annotation, cellular component: plasma membrane. The record is from RefSeq and is a predicted model, not a curated record. Gene Ontology annotation, molecular function: prostaglandin E receptor activity. Bases 240 to 1451 code for a protein of 403 amino acids. Gene Ontology annotation, biological process: phospholipase C-activating G protein-coupled receptor signaling pathway; inflammatory response; negative regulation of gastric acid secretion.